Molecule: messenger RNA, 702 nt
Organism: Oppiella nova
Lineage: Eukaryota; Metazoa; Arthropoda; Arachnida; Sarcoptiformes; Oppiidae
Source: the annotation of a GenBank genome assembly
AUUUGUGUCACAAAUGGUAUAAACUUUACAAACAAUUGAUUCAUACAUUCAGUGAUCGUUCACUCAAUUGUGACUCCGAGUGACCACCGAUUGCAUGAUAACUGAAGACAUCAGUGGUGACAGUGAUAGUGGUGUGCAAUAGUGACUGUGGUGUACACUCCAUGUGUGGACCCAUUGUGUGAUAACUGCCGAAGACUAUACCCAAUGGUGUUUCGUCUGCUUCCACGUCGACUCCGACUCUUAGGCGUCCGGAGGAUAUCGACACCGGUUUUGGCCAUCAUUUUGGUGGUCGUUGUGAUUGUCGUCCUAAUCAGUGUCUUGCCAUCACAUGACAUACAUUCCUCGUCAGCGGACACUCGCGACAGCCGCGGAUCCGCUCAGAGUUGGCGUCAGAGCCCUGUCGGCGCCAAUGAUGGCGAACAAGUGGUCAGACCUGAUGUGAAGGAAGUGUCCAAUAAUUUGCCACAAUUUAGGGAUCAAAUGCUCGGCAACUUCGAGGACGCGGUGGUGGGCGGGGACGCCCACCCGAGCGGUGGUGGGCCCCGACCGGGAGAUAAUGGGCACAAGUAUCUGCUCGAAGGGGAGGGCAUCGACUGGAAUGAGGUGAACGCCAAGAAGAACGAGUACGGCAUGAAUAUCGUGGCCUCCGAUCACAUACCGAUGGACAGGUCGGUGCCGGACCUGAGGCACGACGAGUGCAAG